This is a messenger RNA of Blepharisma stoltei, 231 nucleotides long. The record is from the annotation of a GenBank genome assembly. Lineage: Eukaryota; Ciliophora; Heterotrichea; Heterotrichida; Blepharismidae.
AUGAAACUAUCCAUAAGCACUUUGACUGGAAAGACGCUAGUUAUUGAUGCAGAGCCUAGUGAUUCUCCUUUAAAUAUUAAAGAAAAGAUUCAAGACUUAGAAGGCAUUCCCCCGGACCUACAGGUUCUGGUAUAUGCUGGCAGACAGCUUAGUAACGAUUUUGCAUUAGCAGAUUAUGGAAUAUAUGCUGAAGCAUCAUUAAGCCUCAUAAUCAAUUUGAGGGGAUGCUAA